Triticum aestivum (bread wheat) is the source of this 915-nucleotide messenger RNA. Its product is annotated as putative cytochrome c oxidase subunit 5b-like. Bases 126 to 605 code for a protein of 159 amino acids. The record is from RefSeq and is a predicted model, not a curated record. Gene Ontology annotation, cellular component: respiratory chain complex IV; mitochondrial envelope. NCBI's taxonomy places the organism in Eukaryota, Viridiplantae, Streptophyta, Magnoliopsida, Poales, Poaceae. The transcript is spliced from 6 exons. Gene Ontology annotation, biological process: mitochondrial electron transport, cytochrome c to oxygen.
ACACCAAGUGGAAAAGGCCUCCGUUCCAUAAGACCCAUCGGCAGAGAGCGAGCCAUUCGAACCACCCCGACCCCGACCCGUCUCCUCCCCAUCGCCCCCUCGUCCGCCCGCCGCCGCCGCCCGCCAUGUGGAAGCGCGCCGCCGCACUCCUCCUCGCCCGCCGCUCGGCCCUCGCCGCGCGCCGCGCUCCGGCGAUCUCGGGAUCCGCCGCGGGCGCCCUCCGCCGCGCGCCCGCCUUCUUCUCCACCCUCGAUGCGGGGCAGGCGAGGAUGCGGGUGGAGGACGUGAUGCCGAUCGCCACGGGGCACGAGCGCGAGGAGAUCGAGGCCGAGCUCCAGGGAAAGAAGCGGUUUGACAUGGACGCCCCCGUCGGCCCAUUCGGCACCAAGGAAGAGCCAGCUAUCAUUCAGUCACACUUUGACAAGAGGAUUGUUGGUUGCCCUGGUGGUGAAGGAGAGGAUGAGCAUGAUGUUGUGUGGUUUUGGUUGAAGAAAGGCGAGCCGCAUGAAUGCCCAGUCUGCACUCAGUAUUUCAAGCUUGAGGUUAUUGGGAACGGAGGAAACCCCGACGGACAUGAUGACGACGACGACCACCACCACCAUUAAGAUCGAAGAGGGCAUGUCUACUGAUGAAACAGUGGACCGGUGCCAAUUAUUUUUGUUGCUGAGAUGCUUUGAAGCUGUGAAAAACACCAGCUUUUCUGCGUGCCCAUAGAGUUUAAUACCCAUGCCAACCAGUUUGCUGUUCUCAGUUGUCAUGACUGGGAAAUCGGAGCAGCAAAGGGCCCUGGAAACAUAGUUUUUCUUUUCUUUUUGGAGAAUUGCCGCACACGAAUAAUGUGAUUCAUUAAACAAACAGUGACGUCUCUUUCGUUUUCGACUUGCCUUUCAUCCAGUCAAUAAGGUUUUAAUUGCA